AUGGGCAAAAAGGACAAGUCUGUGGACCAGAUUCCACCUACUAACGAAACUGAGAAGUUGAAUGCUAAGAAAUGGCCACUCUUGUUAAAGGUAAGUCGAUUUUGGGUAUAUUUUUAUUGCUUUUAGAACAUUGACAAAUUGAACAUCCGCACUGGACAUUAUACACCCUUGGAUGAAGGAUGCAGUCCCUUGAAGAGACCUAUCGCUGAUUAUGUUGCCAGUGGAUAUAUUAACCUUGACAAACCGUCUAACCCUUCCAGUCACGAAGUUGUGGCUUGGGUUAAGAGAAUUCUGCGUGUGAACAAGACUGGACACAGUGGAACUCUCGAUCCUGCUGUCUCAGGUUGUCUGGUUGUGUGUAUUGACAGAGCUACAAGAUUGGCGAAGUCUCAACAAGGAGCUGGUAAGGAAUACGUUGCUGUCUUCAAGCUUCACACACCUGUGGAGAGCGAGGCUCAGAUCAAGCAGACUCUUCAAAAGGUAAGGAUUCUUUUUUAUGCUUUUUUUGUAUCUUUUCUGAUUGUUUUGAAUAUUUCUUCAGCAAUACACUUUACAAGAAACUAAGUUAUGUUGUUUUAGUUAACUGGAGCUCAAUUCCAACGUCCCCCAUUGAUUUCGGCUGUCAAACGUCAGUUGCGUGUUCGUACAGUCUACGAAACUAAGCUGUUCGAGUAUGAUAAAGACAAUGGCAUGGGAGUCUACUGGAUGUCUUGUGAAGCCGGUACCUACGUUCGUACUCAUUGUGUACAUCUUGGCUUGUUGUUGGGAGUGGGUGGACAGAUGCAAGAGCUUCGUCGUGUUCGUUCUGGUGUAUCUGAUGAAAACGAGAACAUGGUUACGUUGCACGAUCUCCUGGAUGCUCAAUAUGCCUAUGAUCACUACAAGGACGAGAGCUACUUGAGAUGCGUUGUCAGACCAUUGGAGGCUUUACUCACUAGACACAAGAGAAUCGUCAUGAAGGAUAGUUCGGUAUGUCAUUUACGUAGUUUAGUGUUGUUUAAUUACUUGCUUAAUGGUCACUUUUAUCUUAUCAAAUUGGUUUUUGAGGAAGUUACGAGAUCAAUAAUAAUAUAGCCAAAACUUCACUAUAUAUAACUUCUUUGACAUUUUAUUGUAAAUUGCAAGUUUAGAAUCUAUAAUUUUAGGUAAAUGCUGUCUGUUACGGAGCCAAGAUCCUGCUUCCGGGUGUUCUUCGUUACGAAGAUGGAAUCGAACUCGGCCAAGAGGUUGUAAUUAUGACCACGAAGGGAGAAGCCAUUGCCAUUGGUAAGGCCACGUUUAAAUGUUGUUAUUCAAUGCGUCACGUUUUAAAACAUAAUAACUUAUUUUAAAACGCAACAAUCUAAUCUUUAAAUGAAAUAAUUGUUAUUUUAGCUUUGGCCGCGAUGACUACUUCGACUAUGGCUUCCACCGACCACGGCGUCGUGGCCAAGAUUAAGCGAGUCAUCAUGGAGAGAGACACCUACUCCAGAAAGUGGGGUUUGGGCCCAAUCGCCACCAAGAAGAAGGCUCUGAUUCAACAAGGCUUGUUGGACAAGUUCGGCAAACCCAAUGAGAAGACCCCAAAUGACUGGAAGACUGCCUACGUUGACCUUAAGGCUUCAGCUGACAAUGGUUCGGGAGAUGUGGAGAUGACAGAGGCUCCACCGGUCAAGGAGAAGAAGUCGAAGAAGAAGGCCAAGGAAUCGUCAUCGGAUAGUUCCGACGAGGAAUAA
Messenger RNA from Bursaphelenchus okinawaensis, 1715 nucleotides. Lineage: Eukaryota; Metazoa; Nematoda; Chromadorea; Rhabditida; Aphelenchoididae. The record is from the annotation of a GenBank genome assembly.